GUGCAUCACCACAUACAUAGAGUACCGAGUGCGGUAUUCCGGCAGCAAACCGGCAGUAUUCGAAACGCAGCUUUUUUGUGGCCAGAAAACUCUAGCCUAAGUUUACUAUUCGCGGGAUUGCGCGUGUCAAUCGCCCCUUCUUCCUUGCUUAAUUAAGCAAUGCGCGUCCCCAAGCUGCGCAAUUUUCGCCGGAUAAAAUUUGAAUAUCAGCUGUUUUAGAAUAAUUACAGUUCCGAGUGUGGCAGGAGAGACCUAAGAAGUGUUAUAACUCAUAACGCAUGUACUGCAUGUACCACGUUUUGUUUUCUAUUCAUAAUUUCGCUGCUUAUUGUAAUGUAUUUUGUAUGACUGUUUUUACUCUUGAAUAUCGGGAAUAAUAUUGUAAACAAUAAAUCCGGCGACAUUAUGUUUUACAUCAAUGUACAAAAAUUAUUCGGCAAUUUGUAUUCGCGAUGUGCGAUCAAAAUACCAUCUAUUCAUCUCUCAAGGUCGCAGAAGAUUCUUAUAAUCUGCCUGACAAGUGGAACCCUCUUGCUGGGAGGGUUAGCACAAUUUUUAAAGCGCAAACGACGUCCUCCGUAUCCUUCGGUGCGAAGGCAAUUGCGAGAUACAAGACAGAGACUGCUGAAUGCCAAAUCUUCAAAUUUUGACAAUGUUUCUCAAGUUUCAUGGGCAAGGCGAAGCGAAGCGAGCACUCGAAGUCACAUGAGUGACAGAGCUUCUCUCAUUUCCUCCGUGCCCGGAGGUCCGGACGGAGAUAUCAGAUUGACUCCUCAGCAGUAUGGUGUGCUCGGACUGGAAGCCCUCGAGAAAGCGUUAUACUGUUGGGAAGAUGCAUUAACGGCGUUCAGCUCAACAAUUAUAAAUAACGACGUGCUUGCUCUUCCAUCGAAAGCCGAUGCUGCAUUCACUCACGACGUUCAGGAGCUUCUUGACUUAGGUUAUCAAAUACAAAGCACAGCAGAAUUACUGUUUAUUGAUCAGCAUUCGGUACUAUUUUGCAACGAGAGUGACGGAAGUGGGCCCAGUCGGAAAGCGUCCACGGUCGGAUCCCGAUUCACAAGGGACAAAGGCGAUGCUGCAUCUUCCCCUGAAUCUUUCGAAUCUGCAAAAGAUGGGGUAGCGGAUCUGAGAGAGUUUGAAGAAUUCGCCGAGUUAUUUCCGCAAUUCGAGAAGCAAAAGUUGUAUCACUCCGCGAUGAAGGAAUACGAGGACAGAGGAAUUCCGUGUAGACGUUUACACACGGAUCUCGUAAAAUGCGGUUCCGACGUGGAAUACGUGGCAAAAGUACAAUGUUUGCGUCAAGCUUACACGAAACUCUUCACUAUACCAGCUGCUGCAACGUGGAUCGCCGAUAUGGGUCGUCAAGUUAUAAGUGAUCUUAUCGUCUUCGCCGAUCGAGACCCCAAAGAAUAUUUGACGCACUACGAACGAAUGUUGGAGUUUCUUGCGAAUCCGAGCAAUCAUGGUAUCAUGCACGAGGAAUUGACGGCACGAGGUGUUCAAUGCAUAAAUUUUUACGAUGUACUCAUAGAUUUUAUACUUUUGGAUGCGUUCGACGAAGUUCAAAAGCCACCUUCUUCCAUCAAAGCCAUAUUGCAAAACCGAUGGAUUUCUGCGAGUUUUCGAGAAACGGCUAUUGGAACAGCAGUGUGGUCGGUUCUGAUGGGAAAGCGCCAGAUGCUGAAGUACGACAAGGGCUUCUUGGCGCAUUUCUACUCGAUAUCGGAACAGAUAUCACCGGUGCUCGUAUGGGGUUUUCUAGGGCCGGAGGGUAGUCUCAAUUCGACUUGUAACUAUUUUCGUGAGCAGGUUAUCGAGUUUCUCGUCGACAUAUUCAAUUUCUUCAAAGUGAGGUACACUAACGUUGAUCAUUUGGCGGAAGAUAUACUUCACGAAAUGCGUAUAAGAGUGGCGAAUAUUAAUCAGCGGUUGGCACUCGAGGAUGGUUAAAAAUCAUAAAUCAAGAUAUUAACGAAAUACGAAAAUUAGUAGCUUAAAUAAUUUAUUCAGAAGACGAAUAACUAUCGAAAAUCCGUUCAACUAACAAUUCAUACGAAUUUCCUUCUACCCGAUAAAGAGACUUGUUGUUCUAUUCCAAUUGAGGAACACGCAGUUUGUAUCACAUUAUUUCUAGUCUAACCCUUCAAUUUUUCUCGUCGAAUGUCAAAAUCGAAGAAGACGAGCCUCUUUUUAGGUACCCUCCUUGAAAGGGCUUUCAGGGAUAAGAUUUUAUAAAAUUCGUAAAAGUCUAUAUAUAUACAAUGAUAUAUGAACUAUGUAUGCACAACAUAGAAUCGUGUGUAUAAAAAAAAAUAGAUUUAAUCUCAGGAAUAUGCCCGAUGAAUUAGAUAAUGUAGCCGAAGCCAAUGGUUUUUCGAAUUGAAAAUAACCUUUAAUUACGACGAAUGGAACACUACUCGAUCGAUAAGAUCCAAGGGUCAUUUUCAUAUUUAAUAAUAUAUAUAUAUAUAUAUAUAUAUAUAUAUAUAUAAUAGUCCCUCAUUGUACAGUAUGAUUUUAAUUCACCUCGGAUAGGUCGCAAAAAAGAAAUGUGAUGAAAAAGUUAAGUCUUUUCACUACGUUUUCUUUUUGUAUAAUAAAAGUUAUGAGUCGGAUGAUUUUUUUUUUUAUUUUUUAUAAGCACACUGCCACGUAGGAACUCUCAAAUCGUAUUGACAUAAAAAUUUAAGAAAAUAUUAGGAACUUUAAGUGAAAUUUAAUAUUCGGCUAUACAAUUCCGUUCCAACAUUUUCGUCGAGUUAUUAUAUUACUUUUUAUGGCGUUAAGUAAGAAAUAUUCACGUAUUUGAAGAUCUCACGAAACAUUCCUUAUGAUCGUACUCGAGGUAAUACUGUGUAUUUAACAAAAUGUUUUAACGCUAGGAUACAUGCGCACACACCUUACCCACUACUCUAAAUUUGACUGUUUACCUAAAAAUAUAAUUCUACUCUUCUGUUUUCGUGUUUCGUUGCUCUUUAAAAUUCAAAUAUUUAGAGUUAAAUUUUUGUUUAUAGCCGUCCACUAUCGGUCAUCACUGCAUUUAUCUAUGAAAGAAAAAAAACAAAUACUGACUGUGGCAUGUUCCACCUUGCCUAAAUAAAGAUGGAAAAAAAAUGCAAA
This is a messenger RNA of Venturia canescens, 3123 nucleotides long. It is a transcript of the gene Miga, whose product is annotated as mitoguardin. Lineage: Eukaryota; Metazoa; Arthropoda; Insecta; Hymenoptera; Ichneumonidae. Gene Ontology annotation, biological process: mitochondrial fusion. The coding region runs from base 406 to 1953 and encodes 515 amino acids. The record is from RefSeq and is a predicted model, not a curated record. The transcript has 8 exons.